CCUGUGAGCCGCCAGUAUGGAUGACAUCUACAAGGCUGCGGUAGAGCAGCUGACAGAAGAGCAGAAAAAUGAGUUCAAGGCAGCCUUUGACAUCUUCGUGCUGGGCGCUGAGGAUGGCUGCAUCAGCACCAAGGAGCUGGGCAAGGUGAUGAGGAUGCUGGGGCAGAACCCCACCCCUGAGGAGCUGCAGGAGAUGAUUGACGAGGUGGAUGAGGACGGCAGCGGCACGGUGGACUUUGAUGAGUUCUUGGUCAUGAUGGUUCGCUGCAUGAAGGAUGACAGCAAAGGAAAGUCUGAGGAAGAGCUUUCAGACCUCUUCCGCAUGUUUGACAAAAAUGCUGACGGCUACAUCGACCUGGAGGAGCUGAAGAUAAUGCUUCAGGCUACAGGGGAGACCAUCACAGAGGACGACAUUGAGGAGCUCAUGAAGGAUGGUGACAAAAACAAUGAUGGCCGCAUUGACUACGAUGAGUUCCUGGAGUUCAUGAAGGGGGUGGAGUAGACACCAACCUUCACCCA
Capra hircus (goat) is the source of this 519-nucleotide messenger RNA. RefSeq names its product troponin C1, slow skeletal and cardiac type (gene TNNC1). Gene Ontology annotation, molecular function: calcium ion binding. NCBI's taxonomy places the organism in Eukaryota, Metazoa, Chordata, Mammalia, Artiodactyla, Bovidae. Gene Ontology annotation, cellular component: myosin II complex. The record is from RefSeq and is marked provisional.